AUGAUGAUAAACUCCACACAUGAUGCAUAUUUCACUCUGGGUGCCUAUGUUGACACUGAGUCCUUUAAAUCCUUCUUUUUCCUGCUGAUUAUAUUUUUAUACAUGUUGAUUCUUUGCUCCAACCUCCUGCUGAUUGUGGUUAUCUGUGUGAACAGAAGCUUACAUGAACCUAUGUACAUGUUUCUGUGCAGCCUGUUUGUAAAUGAACUGUAUGGUAGUACAGGGUUGUUUCCAUUGCUGCUGCUUCAGAUCCUCUCUGACAUUCACACUGUCUCUGCUUCAGCUUGUUUCCUGCAGAUUUUCUGUGUGUACUCUUACGGCAGUGUCGAGUUCACGAACUUGGCCGUCAUGUCUUAUGACAGAUAUCUGGCUAUCUGUUAUCCUCUGCAGUAUAACACACGCAUGACAUCUGAUAAGGUGAUCAUGCUCAUUGCUGUGAUUUGGUUUCCUCCUUUUGUUGCUGUGUUUGUAACGACAGUGUUGAGUGCGUCUGUGCAGCUGUGUGGGAGCGUCAUCAAUAAAGUCUACUGUGACAACCACUCCAUCAUAAAGCUGGCUUGUUAUGACACCACAGUCAAUAAUGUCUAUGAACUCGUUGCUUGUUCUGUCACAGUCUGUGUUCCUGUGUCUGUGAUUCUUUACUCGUACAUCAGGAUCCUCAGAGUCUGUUUCUCUGGCUGUAAACAGACGAGACAGAAAGCCGUCAGCACCUGCACACCUCACCUCGCCUCUCUGCUCAACUUCUCCUUCGGGGUUUUCUUUGAAAUAUUACAGAGCAGGUUUGAUAUGAGCAGUGUGCCUGAUGUGUUAGGAAUAUUUUUAUCAUUACACUUCCUCACGUGCCAGCCGCUCCUCAGCCCCGUGAUGUACGGACUCAACAUGACCAAAAUUCGUGUCACGUGUAAAAAUCUUUUUAGAUUUUUCAGCGCGAUGAAGGACAGAUGA
Molecule: messenger RNA, 945 nt
Organism: Epinephelus moara (kelp grouper)
Lineage: Eukaryota; Metazoa; Chordata; Actinopteri; Perciformes; Serranidae
Product: olfactory receptor 3A3-like
Exons: 2
Coding region: 1-945 (314 amino acids)
Biological process (GO): G protein-coupled receptor signaling pathway
Cellular component (GO): membrane
Molecular function (GO): olfactory receptor activity; G protein-coupled receptor activity
Source: RefSeq, a predicted model, not a curated record